AUGAGGCGGCUAUGGAGUCUCAGCAGGGUCCUGGACUGCUUCGCCGCGUGCGCCGGCACCGGCUGCGGGUGCCUGUGCGUGCGCGGGAUGGACGAGGAGGAGGAGGCGGCCAUGGAGAGGAAGGCCCUGGUGAGUAGCAGCAGCCAGGUGGUGAGGCUCAGGGACGUCGUGGUGGAGGGGAAGUCGAUCAGGACGCUCGGAUUCCAUCUAGAGCCCAAGACAGUGGAGCUGAGGGUGUCGAUGCACUGCAAUGGCUGCGCCAAGAAAGUUCAGAAGCACAUCUCAAAGAUGGAAGGCGUGACGUCGUUCGAGGUGGAUCUGCAGCGGAAGAAGGUGGUGGUGACCGGGGACGUGACACCGCUGGAGGUGUUGCAGAGCGUCUCCAAGGUGAAGCUCGCCCAGCUGUGGAUGCCUCCUCAGCUAUGCUAA
This is a messenger RNA of Lolium rigidum, 429 nucleotides long. Its product is annotated as protein SODIUM POTASSIUM ROOT DEFECTIVE 2. The record is from RefSeq and is a predicted model, not a curated record. Lineage: Eukaryota; Viridiplantae; Streptophyta; Magnoliopsida; Poales; Poaceae. Gene Ontology annotation, molecular function: metal ion binding. The coding region runs from base 1 to 429 and encodes 142 amino acids. The transcript has 3 exons.